AUGGACAACUAUCAGAGGAUCGAAAAGGUCGGCGAAGGCACGUACGGCGUCGUAUACAAGGCCAAGGACCUCACGCCAGGCGCCAACGGCCGCAUCGUCGCGCUCAAAAAGAUCCGUCUCGAGGCAGAAGAUGAGGGCGUCCCCUCCACAGCCAUUCGCGAGAUCUCGUUACUCAAGGAGCUCCGCGACGACAACAUCGUAAGACUGUUCGACAUUGUGCAUCAGGAAAGCAAGCUCUACCUCGUGUUUGAAUUCCUCGACCUCGACCUGCGCAAAUACAUGGACAACGUCUCGCGGAACCGCAACAGCGAAGGCAUGGGCCCCGAGAUCGUGCGGAAGUUCACCUACCAGCUCAUCCGCGGUCUCUACUACUGCCACGCCCACCGCAUCCUCCACCGCGACCUCAAGCCCCAGAACCUGCUCAUCGACAAGGAGGGCAACCUCAAGCUCGCCGACUUUGGCCUCGCACGCGCGUUUGGCAUCCCGCUGCGCACCUACACACACGAGGUGGUCACGCUAUGGUACCGCGCGCCCGAGGUGCUGCUCGGCUCGCGCCACUACUCGACCGCCAUCGACAUGUGGUCCGUCGGCUGCAUCUUUGCCGAGAUGGCCAUGCGCCACCCGCUCUUCCCCGGCGACUCGGAGAUCGACGAGAUCUUCAAGAUCUUCCGCACGCUCGGCACCCCCACCGACGACAUCUGGCCGGGAGUCCAGCAGCUCCCGGACUACAAGGACAGCUUCCCAAAAUGGGCCGGCAAACCCCUCCGCCAGGCCGUGGCAGGCCUCGACGAGACCGGACUCGACCUGCUCGAAGGCAUGCUCGUCUACGACCCUGCCGGACGCACCUCGGCCAAACGCAGCCUCGUCCACCCGUACUUUAGGCAGCUCCUCACAUAG
This is a messenger RNA of Moesziomyces antarcticus, 897 nucleotides long. Its product is annotated as pkinase-domain-containing protein. Gene Ontology annotation, biological process: G1/S transition of mitotic cell cycle; regulation of G2/M transition of mitotic cell cycle; protein phosphorylation. Bases 1 to 897 code for a protein of 298 amino acids. Gene Ontology annotation, molecular function: cyclin binding; cyclin-dependent protein serine/threonine kinase activity; ATP binding. The record is from RefSeq and is a predicted model, not a curated record. NCBI's taxonomy places the organism in Eukaryota, Fungi, Basidiomycota, Ustilaginomycetes, Ustilaginales, Ustilaginaceae. The transcript is spliced from 2 exons. Gene Ontology annotation, cellular component: cyclin-dependent protein kinase holoenzyme complex; cytoplasm; nucleus.